AAAUGAGAUGUUUUUAAGACCAACGUAAUUAACAAUCGGCCGGAUAACUUGGCUUCUGUCCAGCACGAUCCAAGUUUUGAGAUCAUGUGAUUGCCUGGGAUUAAGCCUGGUAUUUUACCGGCGGGCCACUGUGGGACAGAACGUCGUCGCCAUUUCCGGUCCCUAGACCAUAGCAUAAACGUCACUUCCUUAGCAAUGCACUUUAACCCAUUUCACGCACGCCCUCUACAUUACACUUUACGACACAAUCUUUGUGAAAUUUUUGUUUUUUCUCUGAUUUCAUCGCAAGAAAGUUAAUGUUAAAACGAUUCGCAAAAAUACAGGUCCUCGAAAUGCAGCACGCCUGCCUCGGGGCGGCAGGGCGGAGCUCGAGGUCACGUGACUGUCUAGGCCCGCCCCCUUCUGCAGCUGAAGACUUCCCCUCCCGCAGUGACAGAGCCUCUGGUCCGUGAUCCGUACUGUUUCUGCACCUCGCGCCCCGGUAGGUAAAUUAACAUGAUGGAUUUCUCCAAGCUACCCAAAAUACUUGAUGAAGAUAAAGAAAGCACGUUUGGUUAUGUGCAUGGGGUCUCAGGACCUGUGGUUACAGCCUGUGACAUGGCAGGUGCAGCCAUGUAUGAGCUGGUGAGAGUGGGCCACAGUGAGCUGGUUGGAGAGAUUAUCCGAUUGGAGGGUGACAUGGCUACUAUCCAGGUGUAUGAAGAGACUUCUGGUGUAUCUGUUGGCGAUCCUGUACUCCGCACUGGUAAACCCCUCUCAGUAGAGCUCGGGCCUGGCAUCAUGGGCGCCAUUUUUGAUGGUAUUCAGAGACCUUUGUCAGAUAUCAGCAGUCAGACUCAAAGUAUCUACAUUCCCAGAGGAGUAAAUGUGUCCGCUCUUAGCAGAGAUGUCAAAUGGGAUUUUACACCUUGCAAAAACCUACGGGUUGGUAGUCACAUCACUGGUGGAGAUAUUUAUGGAAUUGUCAAUGAGAACUCACUCAUCAAACACAAAAUCAUGUUACCCCCACGAAACAGAGGAACUGUAACUUACAUUGCUCCACCUGGAAAUUAUGAUACCUCAGAUGUUGUCUUGGAGCUUGAAUUUGAAGGUAUAAAGGAAAAGUUUAGCAUGGUCCAGGUAUGGCCUGUACGUCAAGUUCGGCCUGUCACUGAGAAGCUGCCGGCUAAUCAUCCCUUAUUGACUGGCCAGAGGGUCCUUGAUGCCCUUUUUCCAUGUGUACAGGGAGGAACUACUGCAAUCCCAGGGGCUUUUGGCUGUGGAAAGACAGUGAUUUCACAGUCUCUAUCCAAGUAUUCCAACAGUGAUGUGAUCAUCUAUGUAGGAUGUGGUGAACGAGGAAAUGAGAUGUCCGAAGUCCUCCGGGACUUCCCAGAGCUCACGAUGGAAGUUGAUGGUAAGGUGGAAUCAAUUAUGAAGAGGACAGCCUUGGUAGCCAAUACCUCCAAUAUGCCUGUUGCUGCUAGAGAAGCUUCUAUUUAUACUGGAAUUACACUGUCAGAAUAUUUCCGUGACAUGGGUUAUCAUGUCAGUAUGAUGGCUGACUCUACCUCUAGAUGGGCAGAGGCUCUUAGAGAAAUCUCUGGCCGCUUAGCUGAAAUGCCUGCAGAUAGUGGAUAUCCUGCAUAUCUUGGUGCCCGUCUGGCCUCUUUCUAUGAGCGAGCAGGCCGGGUGAAAUGUCUUGGAAAUCCUGAAAGAGAAGGAAGUGUCAGCAUUGUAGGAGCGGUUUCUCCACCUGGUGGUGAUUUUUCUGAUCCAGUUACAUCUGCUACUCUUGGUAUUGUUCAGGUGUUCUGGGGCUUAGAUAAGAAACUAGCUCAACGUAAGCAUUUCCCCUCUGUCAACUGGCUGAUCAGCUAUAGCAAGUACAUGCGUGCCUUGGACGAGUACUAUGACAAACACUUCACAGAAUUUGUUCCUCUGAGGACCAAAGCUAAAGAGAUUCUGCAGGAAGAAGAAGACCUGGCAGAAAUUGUACAACUUGUGGGAAAGGCUUCUCUAGCUGAAACAGAUAAAAUCACUCUGGAGGUAGCAAAACUUAUCAAAGAUGAUUUCUUACAACAAAAUGGAUAUACUCCUUAUGACAGGUUCUGCCCAUUCUACAAGACAGUUGGGAUGCUGUCCAACAUGAUUGCAUUUUAUGAUAUGGCCCGGAGAGCUGUCGAAACCACUGCACAGAGUGACAAUAAAAUCACAUGGUCCAUUAUCCGUGAGCACAUGGGGGAGAUUCUCUAUAAGCUUUCCUCUAUGAAAUUCAAGGAUCCAGUGAAAGAUGGUGAGGCAAAGAUCAAGGCCGACUAUGCACAACUUCUUGAAGAUAUGCAGAAUGCAUUUCGUAGCCUUGAAGAUUAGAACUGUGAUUUCUUUCCUUCCUUUCCUCAGCAACCUCCUCUCAUGUGUAUAUUUUCCUAAAUUUCUCAUCUCUAAACCCUUUGCUUCUUUAUUGUUCAGCUUUGAGACUAGUGCCUACGUGUGUUAUCAUUUGUUUCCCUGUUUAUCUGGUAGGUCUUAUAUAAAACAAACAUUCCUUUGUUCCAGUGUUUGAAGGGCCUCCAUGAUCCUUUCUCCGAAGUGGUGAAUGUAGUAAAUAUGAUAUAUAAUGGCUACACUACUGUAAACUUGUCUGUAGGGUGACAUCCCUACUUGUCCUCGGUUUGCCCUUUCCUCCUCGCCUUUAAAUUGUAAACAGGACUACUGCAUGUACUCUCUUUGCAAUAGAUUUGGAAUGGAAGGCCAGAUUUCUAUACAUUUUGACAGGUACUUUGUGAAAUGACUCUAUCUAUGUGGUAAGGUUAUUUGCAGCUUAGCAUUUUGCUGAGUAACUGCUUUGCAGGAUAUAAUUGCCUUUUUCUAAAAACAUGAAUGAUUAAUGUUCCAAUUAUGCAUUGCUUUCCCCAGUAUAAAUCAGGAAUGUUUAUAGGAAACUGUUGGGAACUCUGCUGUUUUUAAAACAGGCAUUUGUGGGACUCAGCACAGUAUGUGAAUCAGUACCCUCUAAAAAAGUGGAAAAGGAGCCAGGUGGUCAAACUUAAACAUCAUCUUGUUAAAGCAUAUUUAUUUCACUAUGAAAAAUUCAGUAUCAAGGACUAUACUACUACAUUACUAAGAAAUUCUUUUUAAAAUCACAUUUAAAACAAUCACCGGAACUUGAUCCACAUCACACCCUUUCCUUUUUCUCAAACGUCUUAGAAGCCUGAGCUUCUAAGAAUCAUGUGGCAGUGGGAUGGGCAGUAAAAUGCCACAGAGAAGGUAUUCAGUAUGGUUAAAGGCUGUUUGCACCAUUAAGGACCAGCUGGACUGUAGUGAAAAUUGGGGCCAGAGUGGCAUUACGUUUUUACAAGGUAGAUAUGUGUCACGUGUUUGCAUGUUUGUUUGCUUAGUGAACUUUUGAACAACCAGUUUACCAGUUUACCAGUUACUGGUUCAAAAGAUUUCUCAGAAUAUCUGUAGCAAUAGCAGCAUAACAGUUUCCAUUCUGUUUAAUAGGGAGGAAAUUAAUUCUUAUAUCUGCUGAUGACAGAAUCUGGGUCAUGUGAGAAGAAAGAUAAUUUCAUCCUGUCUUUUCAGUAUAUGUUUUAAAAUAAUAAUUUCUGUGUCUGUGUAAGGCACACUACAGAACAGCUCUGAGAGCAACAGUUUCUCUAUUAACUCUUUCUGACCAACAGUGCUGGCACCAUUGCUUCCUCUUUGGGAAGAGGAAAGGGUAUGUGAAUAUGUCUAACAAUCUCAAAUACCCAAAUGUAAUAGCAUAAGUAAAGUAUUUAUUUUAUGCCUCAGUAUAUUAUUAUUUAAUUUUUAGGUAACGUAUUUCUUUUGGUCCGUUAAGGAAGGAUGCCGUGAGUAGAGAAUUCAGCUAUAGUUUGUUGAAAUCCUUGCAGAUUGCAUGUUUUUACAGUGGCUUGCUACUCAGGAUAGAUAUUCUUCCACGCAGCUUUUUUUUCUUAACCUUUCCGAAUAUUGGAAGAUAAAAAUUAUGCAGUGAUUUGUUGAGAUGCGGACUUAAUGGUGCUGCUUUAUCAGUUUGCUUCCAAUGUGGCCUCCUACCCAGAGGCCCUGAGACCAGUGGAAAUGAAAAGGAUUUCAAAAAUGUUCUAUUCCUACCUUAAACUGACCAGCAAACUAGGACCGUGAUAGUAAUGAAUGAUAUGAUGAAGAAAGUUUUACCAAGUUUGUUUUUUGUUGUUCUGAAUUUGCAAUGUAAUUCCUACUCCCUUUUAAGAAUGUUGAUGUAUGGGUGUGAAGAGGCUAGAGAUAGAAGAUGCUCUGCUAUUCAUUGUAAGUGUCCUUCAACCUAUAUGUUGUAGAAUUUCAAAUUGGUCACUGAUCAUAUUUCUUUGGUAAGAAUGUGUUAAAAUUACAACAAUCUUUUAAAAAGAUGAUGCAGUUCUAUAUUGUGCUAUGCCUGGUCCUAAGUGGAGCCAGUUAAACAAGUUUCAUAUGUAUUUUUCCAGUGUUAAAUCUCACACAUUGUACCCUUUGGAAAUUUCCUUCCAUCCUGAAGAACGAAUAGAAGAGGCCAUAUAUAUUGCCUCCUUAUCCUUGAGAUUUCACUAUCUUUAUGUUAAAAGCUGUGUAUAAUUGUUAAAAUCUAUGAAAGAAUAAAAAGUGGAUUUAAAUUAA
Molecule: messenger RNA, 4620 nt
Organism: Neomonachus schauinslandi (Hawaiian monk seal)
Lineage: Eukaryota; Metazoa; Chordata; Mammalia; Carnivora; Phocidae
Gene: ATP6V1A
Product: ATPase H+ transporting V1 subunit A
Exons: 15
Coding region: 496-2352 (618 amino acids)
Biological process (GO): ATP metabolic process; proton transmembrane transport
Cellular component (GO): proton-transporting V-type ATPase, V1 domain; lysosomal membrane
Molecular function (GO): ATP hydrolysis activity; ATP binding; proton-transporting ATPase activity, rotational mechanism
Source: RefSeq, a predicted model, not a curated record